Messenger RNA from Plectropomus leopardus (leopard coralgrouper), 2238 nucleotides. RefSeq names its product lipase member H-like. Gene Ontology annotation, molecular function: glycerophospholipase activity. The record is from RefSeq and is a predicted model, not a curated record. NCBI's taxonomy places the organism in Eukaryota, Metazoa, Chordata, Actinopteri, Perciformes, Serranidae. Gene Ontology annotation, biological process: lipid catabolic process.
CUCUCACUUCCUGAAGUGAACACUGCCCAAAUAUGUGGAGGCACAAGCAGAGGAUGGCAUGUAAUCUACUGGACCUUUGACACACACCAGACCAGGAAAUAUUAUCCCACGGCGAAGAUUACUUGCACAUGCUGAUGUGAAGCAUGUUCCUGUGGCAAUACCUGGCACUGCUCCUGCCAAUAACUGUUCAAGUAUGCAAAGCUCAGAGAUGUGAAGACUUUACCGAUCUAGAUCUCAGCCACGCAAUCAUUGGAACCAGCCUCAAAAUUAGGUUGCUGCUGUACACCAGGGAAAAUGAUACCUGUGGCACACUCAUAUCCCACACCAACUUGUCCGCCCAUCCCGAGUUUAACUUUUCCACACCAACCACCUUCAUCAUUCAUGGCUAUCGGCCUACUGGAUCUCCACCGGUGUGGGUGCACACGAUCACAGAGAUGCUGCUUGAGCGGGAAGACAUGAAUGUCAUAGUGGUGGACUGGAACCACGGAGCUGCUAAUGUGAAUUAUUUCAAAGCAGUGGAAAACACGCACAAGGCAGCUGACAACCUCACCGCUUUCAUUAAAAUGAUGCAGGAACAUGGCGCCUCUCUGAGCUCCAUCCACAUGAUCGGAGUCAGUCUUGGGGCUCACAUAUCUGGCUUUGUGGGUGCUAACCUGAACGGGUCAAUUGGAUGGAUUACAGGUCUGGAUCCUGCUGGGCCUCAGUUCACUGGGUAUCCUCCAAAGGACCGACUGGACCCCACAGAUGCCCAGUUUGUGGACGUCCUGCACACAGACAUAGAUUCUUUGGGCUUCAGAGAACCUCUGGGUCACAUUGAUUUCUAUGCUAAUGGUGGAACAGACCAACCCGGCUGCCCGAGGACCAUCUUCUCUGGAGGAGCCUAUUUUAAAUGCGACCACCAGAGAUCAGUGUUGCUCUAUCUUGAUUCUGUGAAUCGGACCUGUGUCAGCACGGCCUUCCCCUGCAACUCCUACAAAGACUUUCUGGAUGGUAACUGCUUGAACUGUGACCGCUUUGGUGCUGCUGGAUGUCCUGUGUUUGGUUAUGACAUCAGAGAGUGGAAAGAUGUCCUGCUGAGGCUGCGCGAAACCAAAACUUACUUCACCACAAAUGCAGUCACUCCAUUCUGCAGAACAAACUACAGGAUGGAAGUGAUGGUGUGGAACAAGGAUGUACGCUGGGGCUACAUCACUGUUAAACUUCACGGUGAUGGUGAAGAAGCAGUUGCAACCAUUGAUCAUAAAGCAUCAGAGUUCAAGAAGUACACAGAAACCAAGUUGUUGGCCCAGUUUGACAAAGACAUUCAUUCAGUGAGAAAGGUGUCCCUCAAGUUCUCCACUGGGAAUGUUUUUAAGCCUAAACAUAAGCUUCGUGUUCUCCGAAUACGUCUCUCACAUCUGGAACGCAAGGAGAGGCCCCUCUGUCGAUAUGACUUCCUUCUCGAGGAGAACAAAGAGUUCAGCUUCAAGCCAAUUCCCUGUGAAGACUCCAACUUUUGAGACAAAAUCCAACACCACAUCAAAUAUUUCAAACAUAUGCUCGAAGAGAUUCAGCCGACUCUUAAUUCCCUCCAGGACUGUACAGGAAAACAAUAAGGACUGCAAAGAUAGCAUAUCAAAACUGAAAGAAAUGUAAUAUAUGAUGUAUAUGUGUUUUUACUGUAAAUAUACAUGUUUGUUUUUCUUGACAUAUCACCCAAAAAGCAUUUCAUUUGUAGAGUGAAUUAGACUUUUCCUUAACUGUUUAAGAAUCAAUUCGUCUCAAAUGACUUAUGACAAGUUAUCUCAGUCAUUGACUUUGUGACUGAAAUAACAAAAUCAAGGCUGGUUUUCAAAGUACAGAGAUUUUUUUUUUGUCUGCUCUCAGUCCCCAGAUUGUCUCUUAAAAUCACUCAAUGUCAAUUUUGUUAAGCUUGUGGUUUAUUGAGACUGAGCGAGACAGUUAAACUGAUGAUUAUCAAACAUAUUCCUGACCAAAACUUAUUAUUUUGUAGAAUCACACAUUUCCCAUUAAGACUGAAAAAGCAAAAGUAUUAACAAUUUACCAAUUACUGUCAUGAAAUGAAAAAUUUGAUCCCUGAUUUUUUUUCCCCACACACAAAGUACUGGCCUUAUCGUCUAGAAGAUAUUUCCUUAAUUAAAUACAGAUAUUUUGUAACAUAUGACAUCACUUGUAACUAUAUAUAUUUAUUUGUGUAUAAGGAUGUAUCUGUAAUUAUUAAUAAAAAGUCAAUAAUGA